UAUAGCUUAUAGCCUUCCUCGAUAAAUCGGAAUAGUAGUUCGAGAUUAGCGCGUUAACAAACUUCAGCUUUAUAAUAUUAGUAUACAUAAUAUUAGUAGCAUAAAUGUUCCCAGACGAAAUAUGGAAGCCACGAAUGAAUCAAUCAUGGAUAGAUCGCUUCAAGCGUCCCUUUCACCCGGCUUGGCUCGACUGGUGCGACCCCUACCAUUGUAACGACUAUCACAGAAUCGUGUGUGGCUUGAACAGAAAGAGCAAUAGAUUCAAGUGGUUCCAGAGCGGCUGUCAUUUGGUUUUGAGUAACUUGUGCGCGCAUUAUAGAGGCAGUUUGAAAUAUGACAUAGUAGAGAAUAAAUACUGUUCCCUAUACGUUAUGUUUCUACGUAUGGGCUGUCCGUCUGAAUGCACCCUUAAAUUGGAGCCCGUGUGUGGCGUGAGCCUUAUUGAUAACCACGUGGUGUUGUUUCGAAAUCGAUGCGAUUUUAAGAAGAGGAACUGUGAAGGAAGCAUUUUGGAAGGCUGUUUCAUACAAAGAUGUUCAAAUAAAGCAUCACAAACAACGCCGCUACACGAACGCAUCGAAAAACUGAAAAAACAACUAAAAGACGAGAUAAAACAUAAAAUAUUCGAAAACGUAUCACCCGAAGAUAAGCAUGCGUUUUCCGACGAAAACUACGAUUUGAUUCAAGACGAAAACGUCAAAAUCACACCCAUCGUACGUGCGAAACAGAAACGUCAAAAAACUUUGACAGCUGUCAAUGUCAAUGUCAACGUGACAAGCGCGGGAACGCCGAUGUUCAGAAAUCAAAGUCAACUGCGUUCGAGAAUAAAAAAGAAAAAGAAGCCAAAGGCUAAAAAGCCGUUGGAUAUAUUUUAUAGGCGAUACAAUGAAGAGAUUUUGAACGCUGAAAUACAGUGGACUCAUUGCCAGUAUAUGAUUACACCAUUUCUGACAGGAGUUCAAACUGACGUGGCGAAGAUGAAGAAGCUGUUGAAUCCGAAAGACCCGACUGUUGUGCGAUUACUACAGCUGCUCAGUAUAGAUGCAACGGCGCUAAACAAAGAGGAUAUAUAUUCAAUUCUGUACCAAAUAAGCAAUUUGAACAUACGAUUGUUUCAGUGGGAUGUGCCGUCUAUAAAACAUUUGCUAAAUGUCGUAAUAAGAGAUAAAGUGCACAACUUUCGCACAUUGAAGCACAGUUUAUCAGCUCUUUUUUCUGACUGGAAACUAGACGUCAGCAACGCCACAAGCUUGCUCAAACAGACUCGAAUAUUCCGCCCGCCAUGCGUCAGAGUCUCUGAUUCGGAUGGUUCUACAAAGUGGAAAAAAAUAUCAAUAUAUCCUAAAAAAACUCAAGCGACCACCAAAUGUGAAGAUGACGAUGAUUCCCGGCACAGAAAUUAAAAAAAAUAUAAAUAAAU
Colias croceus (clouded yellow) is the source of this 1420-nucleotide messenger RNA. RefSeq lists its product as uncharacterized. NCBI's taxonomy places the organism in Eukaryota, Metazoa, Arthropoda, Insecta, Lepidoptera, Pieridae. The coding region runs from base 105 to 1403 and encodes 432 amino acids. The record is from RefSeq and is a predicted model, not a curated record. The transcript is spliced from 6 exons.